AUGUCCAUCCCCCAAUCCGAAAUCCCCCGCCUUUCACUCCUCUACCACGCAAAGCGCCUAAUACCCAGCAGCAAGGCCCCACAGCGCACCCCUUCCGCAACCAUAAACACCAGAGUGGGCCUGAUCCGCAGCGAGAUAACCAAACUCUCCCUCCCGAACGGGGCAAUUGUGAACGCCACAAACACAUCGCUCCUCAAUGCCGGCGGUAUCUGUGGUGCGAUCCACAACGCCGCGGGACGCGGACUGCUAGCGGAAUGUUUGACACUGGGCGGGUGUGAGACCGGCAAUGCAAAGAUCACGGGUGCGUACGAGUUGGCCUGCCGGAACGUGAUUCACGCCGUCGGGCCGGUGUACUGGAGGGCGCGCAGGACGAAUGAGCAUGCCUCGCUGCUCGCGAGCUGCUAUCUGGCUUCUUUGAGGCUGGCGGUGGCGAAUGGAUUAGAUACCAUUGCGCUUCCGGCCAUUUCUACGGGGGUGUUUGGGUACCCGAGUUACGAGGCGGCGGAGGUGGCGAUUUCGACUGUUAGGGAUUUCCUGGAUAGGGAGGAGCAGGAGGGCGGGGCGGAGGGGCGGAGGUUGCGAUUAGUAGUCUUUUGCACGUUUGAGAGCAAGGAUGAGAUUGCGUAUAUCGAGUUGCUGCCGUUAGUACCCUCUACCAUACUCUUUGAUGUAUGGUUAUUGAUCCUGCUACUGCAGGAAUUACUUCCCCCCAGCAGGCGACAAGGAAGACUCUACAAAACAACCUGAACAGAAAGCCCCCCAGGAAAUCGUGACCGGCUCCUCCUCCUCCGCUGCGGCAGCACUUCAUAGUAACACCCUCCUGAUAUCACCAAAGUUCGAGGAAACUCCCGGACCUCAAGACCCGAAUCGCCACCACUACCACCACCAACAAAACCAGCAUAUUACUUCCGACCCUCAGGCCCACGAGGAUGGCGGAUUCGUCAUAGUUACCGAGGAACUAUAUCAGCAUUAAGCUUCUCUCCCUCCUGCUUUUCUCCCUUUUCUUGUAAAAAAUAUUCAAUACGCCGCAGAAUCGGUGGUCCCCCACACCAAUAGAAAGACCGGUUUUUCGCCGGCAUAUUCUUCUACUCCUACUUCUCCUCAAUAACCCGGGAUUAGCACCACUUUUGCCCCCAAUUUUGUUUGUCGCGAUGGGCUAGACCGGUGCUAAGUUUUGUACAAACAAACGGCAGAAUCGGCGUUUUUUUUGUUUUUUUUUGGUUUUCACUUCCACUUUCAUUUUCAUGGCAAAUUUGCGUCUAUGGAUCCCGAAUUUCUCAUGGUAGUAGUGUAUUCCCAAGAUGUUAAUCUGAUACGGAUUCCCUAAACACCCCACUGUGUUUCCCGAUAGCAAAUUGCAAAUACAAGUACAAUGCGUGGAAGUUAUGAUAUAAUACGGUAUAAACUACCACACGCUAAUAAUUCACUAGUACAGUAGCACUGCAAAAUUAGUCUAAUGGACUCUGCACUUUAAAGUAAGCUAACUAAACCUAACCCAGUCGGUUGGUCGAUCAAUUCAACCCCAACCCCUAGCUUCAACGCUUGCCUGCACCCUACUCGUACCCGUACGGCACGGUUAUCAUAAUUAAAUUAUCUUAUCCACCGACCCAUCCCAUCCCCCCCCCCACAACCACCACCGACGACCGACGACCGACCACUGGAACCAGCACCGUAUGAUACAACACCUUUGAAAGAGGGAAGAAAAUAAAAAUUAAUUAAAAAAAAGACCCUAUCCCAACCAACCUCCCCAUCACCACAAACCACCAAAACAAAAACAAAAACAAAAACAAAAAAUGCCAUCCCCCCCCUUCCUCCUCCAGGCCUUAAAAUCCCUCCCAAUCCUAAUCUUCGUAACGAACCACGUCUACUCCCUGCACAGGAUCCACGGGAGGAGCAUGUCGCCGACCCUGUCCCGCGACGUGAUACUCGCGCAACGGCACAACGCUACGGAGAACCUCCGGCGCGGGCAGGUGGUGCUGUACCGUUCGCCGGUGGAUCCCGAGAGGGUCGCUGUCAAGAGGGUUGUGGGGCUGGAGGGGGAUGUGGUCGUCGUCAGGCCGGUGGGUGGGGAGGGGCGGGGGAGGGUGGGGGAGGCGGUCAAGGUUGGGGCGGGGAAGGUGUGGGUGGAGGGGGAUGAAGGCUUUUGGUCGGUUGAUAGUAAUGUUUAUGGACCUGUGGGUUUUUUUUUCUUUCUUUCCCCCCCCCUUCUACCUCUUUCUUUCUUUCUUUCUUUCUUUUUGAAACAAGUAUCUGGGGCUGAUUGGGGGAUAGAUUCCGAAAGCUUUGAUUGAGGCAAAGGUUACUCAUGUAGUUUGGCCACCAUCGAGGGCUGGGAGGGUUAAGGAGGAUUCUAUGGGGAGGGUUGGGGCCUUAAAGUGCAGGGCCCGGGGUGAUCGAACGAUUCCAUGA
This is a messenger RNA of Tuber aestivum (summer truffle), 2409 nucleotides long. The record is from the annotation of a GenBank genome assembly. NCBI's taxonomy places the organism in Eukaryota, Fungi, Ascomycota, Pezizomycetes, Pezizales, Tuberaceae.